GGAAGCAGCAGCGCGGGCACGUUUCGUACGUGGCGGCGAAAAAUCGCUCGCGCUAGCGCGCUCGAUUCUCGUGCUGCGGCUCCGCGAUUCUCGUGCUGCGGCUCCUGAUUCUCUCCACCGAUCUCUCCCACCAGUCCGCCCCGUCGGCUCCGAUGCCGUCGAGUGCGACAGCGAACUGCAAGGCGGCGGCGGCGGCGGCGGCAAUGGGGUCGAUGACGAUCGGGGCCACGUACAAGGCCACCCCGGGCGUCCUCCGCAUGGACGAGGAUGAGUUCACUUUCACCCCUAAUGAUACUCGGUCAGCGAUGAAGCUCAAUGUCGAUUUCCGAAGCAUCAAAUGUCACAAGUUUGGUAGCAAACAGGCACGUUCAUUGUUGAAGCUUUGCAGAGACCCUGGCGAGGGCGGAGACUACAUGUUUGAGUUUGACAAUGUUGCUGAUCGCGAUCAAUGCCGGGACUUUAUAGCCAGGGUUUUAGGCCAACAUCAAGGGACAAUUCCCCCAAGACCAAAUGUGCCUCCUGAAUCAGUUGCUUCAACUGGUUUGGAACAACUCAGUGCUGCAGAAGUGGAGCGGCGGAUGAAAUUGCUGCAAGAAAAUAGAGAAUUGCAGAAGUUGCAUAGGAAGUUUGUCCUUGGGAAGAUUUUGCAAGAAUCUGAAUUUUGGGCAACACGAAAGAAUUUAAUUGAUGAGGAGGCAAAUAAAGCAUCAAAGCAAAGGCCAGGUUUCAAGAGUGCCAUGCUAGAUCUCAGGCCAUCUGCUGAUGGUCAGACAAACAGGGUUACUUUCAGUGUUAAUAAGGAGAUAAUUCAUCAGAUUUUUGUGGAAAAGCCUGCUGUCCAUCGGGCAUUUUUGGAUUUUGUUCCGGAAAAGAUGUCAGAAGAUCAUUUUUGGUCAAAAUACCGUGAAGCUGAGUAUCUACUCAGAACAAAAAAUACUGCAUUGGCAGCAGCUCAAGCUGCUGAAGAUGAGGUACUAGCUGUGUCCCUGAAGAGUGAUGAUGUAGUAGCCAAGGAGGCAAAGUUCAAGAUAAAACAAGUGGAUCCAACGUUAGACAUGGAAGCAGAUGCAGGAGAUUAUUACAUUCAUCUUCUGGUGUGUUGGUACUGCUACCAUGGCUUUGUACCUGACCACAGGAUUCUCCGUGAUGGAAGUAUACAGACAGUUGAUCCUGAUAGUGAAUUUGUCAUGAGAACGUUGUCUCAGGAUCUGAAUCAGCAUGCGGCUGUUGUUCUUGAAGGGAGAUCUCAAGAUAUAAAAUUAACUGAUACAAAGACUGUAGCAGAGGCACUUGCAAGGCUAAAGAAGGAACCAUCUUCUAGUUAUAAUACUGAUGAUGCUAAUCAUGAGAGGUUGGUAAAGGUGGCCCGCAUGACUUAUAUAGAGGAUCUGCAAGCCCCACGAAAUAUCCUGUAUGCACCACUUUGUAUAAAGAAUCCUCAAGAGUAUUUUGAUUCUCAGCAAGCAAAUGCUCUGAGAUCUUUAGACGGCAGCAAUGAUGGAAAAGAAGCCUGUAACUGCAGCCUGAGCACUGAUGAUGCAUUCUUUCAUUUGAUUGAUCAAGUAUCUUCUAUAAAAGCUAAUGGGUUGAACUGUGAUGUUGUUCAUUCAAAUCUGGCUCUUAAGGUUUUUAGUGAGUUGAACAAAGGGAUUUCAUAUUCAAGAAGACGUAACCUUAAAAAUCCCCAUGAGAAUCUUCUUGGUCAGCUGCCUUGCCAGACACGGGAUGAACUUGUGGAUCAUUGGACAGACAUCCAGGAACUGUUGCGUCAUUUUUGGUCAUCAUAUCCAAUCACAAGUGCAGUCCUCUGUGAUAAGGUCGAAAGGUUGAAGGGCGCGAUGGCACAGAUAUAUCAGAAGCUGCAGGAUAUGAAGGAAUCAGCACCUCCUGAAGCAAGGCACGAAAUGUCCCGGCUAGUGAAGCCCAUGGCUCAGGCCAUGGACGCUGCCUUCAGCCAUGAUUUGGAACAGCAGCAGAAAUCCUCAAAGGCAACGAACUAGCCCAACACGUCAGGAGCCGAGCUGCGGAGGAGAGUGGCUUGGUCAGUAUACGGAGAAUGGAUUACGAGGCUGUACAUAAGAGUUGAGAAAGACGAUAGAUCCAAUACACGAUUGCAUUGACCAUUAAGCUCAACCUCUGUUGUCUGUAUAUACAUGUACAAGAGUUAAUCUAGCCUGCUCGUGUGUAUCCUGACUAGCUAUUUUCAUGGGAAGGAAAUUAGGAAAAUCUCAUUUCUUUUUUGUGGGUAAUCUGCUGAUGGCAUGGCAUGACUCCCAAUUGCCAACUAUUUUGGACUCGGAGGUAAAAACAAUACUCUCUCCAUACUAAACUACAGUAGUGAAGUUGUUUUAAUUUUAUUUCAAGUCAAUUUUUUCUAGCUUUA
Setaria italica (foxtail millet) is the source of this 2383-nucleotide messenger RNA. RefSeq names its product probable RNA polymerase II transcription factor B subunit 1-1. Gene Ontology annotation, cellular component: transcription factor TFIIH core complex; transcription factor TFIIH holo complex. The record is from RefSeq and is a predicted model, not a curated record. Gene Ontology annotation, biological process: transcription by RNA polymerase II; nucleotide-excision repair; transcription by RNA polymerase I. NCBI's taxonomy places the organism in Eukaryota, Viridiplantae, Streptophyta, Magnoliopsida, Poales, Poaceae. The transcript is spliced from 19 exons. Bases 153 to 2000 code for a protein of 615 amino acids.